AUGACCUCUUCUGCGCCCAACUUGCGAUGCUCGUCGUGCAAGCGACCUUGGCAGCAGUCCUUGUAUAAAACGUGCGAAGCCUGUCGCCAGAAGAGCCGCCGCCACUGGCGCCGUCAUCGCCCGCUAGCGACUGCUGAUACGCCAAGCCCUCCUUCUACACAAUCUGUGCUACCCUACACAGAUCUCCCCUCGUCUUCUCCGCGUACUUUCUGCUCUCAAUGCUGUCGACCGUGGCAGUCUGCACGGUAUAAGACGUGUGAUAACUGUCGCCAGAAGGCGCUGCCACAUAAAUCCCGUAGUCGGGUGCUCCCCACCACCGAGAACCAAGGAGUCUCUAUAGAGCCCGUUGAUAACGUGAGAGACGGCUUUCCUGGACGCAUUUUACCAGCUUCGACUGCGACACGCCGCCUUGCACCGCUUCUUCAGCACCAUGCUAAACGGCAAAAGAUCAUAGACGCACAGCCACGCAAUGUCGAUGACUCUUUAGACAAGGCACUCGGCUUUCUGCGUAAUGAGCAUGAGCGUCAUGCAACUGCUUCUCAGUCCUUCCCCCCGGAGAUAACGUCCACUGACAUACGGAGGUCCGUUUCCAGAUACGAGGAAGCCACUUCAACCGCCUCCAAAAUAUCGGUGUGUAGCUCUUGCGGUAAGGUUGUUCCUGAAGCUAAAAUUUUCCCCGUUGAUGACGGGGAUCCUUUGCUCUUACCUCUAGGUGGUGCUCUCGAUCGCUGUGGCCAGCAUGGAAGCACCUGGGACGUAUGUUCGUCGUGUCACGCAGCCCUUAUUCGUGGGGCCACCCCUAAGUUCUCGGCAAAGAACCUCGUCAACGUGACUCUUUGCCAGGAAUACCCAUCUGCAUUGGCCGAGCUCACCCUGGUUGAAGAGUGCGUCAUUGCAAGAUGCCACCCUCUAGGAGUCAUUGUGAAAUUACGUCCAGGCGGCCGCCGAUCUUCGAUCAGCCAUCGUGCGCUACGAGGUCAUUUUAUUGUCAUUCCACAGGACCCAGGUCCGCUUCUUCAAAUUUUACCAAGUCCGAGUUUGAGAUUGGAUAGCCUGAUCAAGGUUUUCUGGUUAGGGGAUCGACCACCAACGGAUGCGGACCUAAGUCCGUUUUUGAUUAUUCGCAGAGUCAAAGUUCUCGCCACGUUACAAUAUCUCGUUCGAAACAAUCAUCUAUAUCGGGAAUUAUUCAUUAAUCACUCGAUGAUAGACAACUGGAGCGAUGAGUUCAUUCCUUUGGAGCUGCGGGAUAAUAUUAUCCGUCUCGACGAGCCGGACCAUCACGAACGUGAAGGGUACACGGUUAGCCUAGCACAGGGUAACUACGAGAAUGAUCUCCAAGCAGCACAAAAUGAAAGUUUCCACUCCAACGACUGUGGUCUCUUCCUGACUGGUUCCGUUUCCACUGAUAUCAAUGGAGAACGCCAGAACCCUGACACACGCAUGUUGCACACCUUACUCGAUGUGGUCGGCGGCAGAUCCUGUACAUCCGAACAAGAUUUAGAAAGAACGGAUCCUGCACUGGCAUGCCCUAGAGCGGGCCAAAGAAUUCCAGUAAUUUCUUAUACGACUCGUGGCCAAGUUGCAUUGAUGGAUCAUUGGGGGUCGGAGGCCAUCUAG
Messenger RNA from Penicillium samsonianum, 1620 nucleotides. RefSeq lists its product as uncharacterized. The record is from RefSeq and is a predicted model, not a curated record. Bases 1 to 1620 code for a protein of 539 amino acids. The transcript is spliced from 2 exons. NCBI's taxonomy places the organism in Eukaryota, Fungi, Ascomycota, Eurotiomycetes, Eurotiales, Aspergillaceae.